Betta splendens (Siamese fighting fish) is the source of this 1916-nucleotide messenger RNA. RefSeq names its product RNA-binding region (RNP1, RRM) containing 3 (gene rnpc3). Gene Ontology annotation, biological process: mRNA splicing, via spliceosome. NCBI's taxonomy places the organism in Eukaryota, Metazoa, Chordata, Actinopteri, Anabantiformes, Osphronemidae. Gene Ontology annotation, molecular function: pre-mRNA intronic binding; protein binding; U12 snRNA binding. The transcript is spliced from 16 exons. The record is from RefSeq and is a predicted model, not a curated record. The coding region runs from base 105 to 1643 and encodes 512 amino acids. Gene Ontology annotation, cellular component: U12-type spliceosomal complex.
ACAAGCGCAAAUAAAAAAGAAGCAGAAGAAGAAGAAGAAGAAGAAGAAGAAGAAGAAGAAGCCUAGGCCGGUAGUGGAUUGUUACCGCUGCAGGAGGCAGUGACAUGGACACAAACGAGGAGCUGGUCCAAGCAGCCCUCAGUAAAACGCUGCUCAUCCGCCACUUACCAGCUGAGUUGAGCCAGGAAGAGAAGGAGGACCUGCUUAAGUAUUUUGGAGCUGAAUCAGUUAGGGUCUUCUCAAACACAGGAUGUAUGAAACAUGCAGCCUUUGCUACCUUUAAAUGUGAGAAGGCUGCAGUGAAAGCUCUGAGCAGGCUCCACCAGUUAGAGAUUCUUGAUCGUACACUUGUUGUGGAGUUUGCUAAAGGCCAAGAUAAUGUGACAGUAUUAAAGGACCCACCAGUGUCAGACAGUGGUAAAGUGGUUAAAGAGGAGAAGAAAAAAAAGGAAACCAAACCAAAUGUUCCUCUUAUAGAGACUGGCAUAGCACCAAGCCUGGGGUUGACCUUUAAUUCAAAUCCCACCUUGAAAUAUUUAUAUCCUCCACCUACUAACAGCAUCUUGACAAACAUAAUGCACGCCCUCAUGAGUGUGCCAAAGUUUUAUGUUCAGGUACUGCAUCUGAUGAACAAAAUGAAUCUACCAUGUCCCUUUGGCCAACUCACUGCCAGACCCCCCCUGUUUGAGCUUCUGCGUCCGGCACCACCAAUGCCCAUGCCUCCUCCAUUCCCUCCAGACUACCCCCCCCUACCAGAGGAGGAGAUGGAGCUGUCCAGUGAACAGGAGUCCGAGUAUGAGAGUGGUGAUGACGAAGACAAGGAGAGGAUAGUUCGUCUGAUGGGCCUGGUCAACCAAGCAUGCAAGAGACCCUUGAGACCAAAAGCAGCUUCAAAACGAAAGAAGCCCAAGAUCAAGGAUCUACUUUAUGCUCCCAAACCCGACUCUCAGAGCGCUCCUGUGCUGCAGCCCAGUGAUGUUUUUGAGCAGCCGCACGCUGCUGGGCCCAAGAAAAUUGAAUUCCAUAUUUCGGUUCCAGACGUAACGGCCAUAGGAGACGGAAGUGGGCCAGGUCAUGAGGAUCAGUCCGAUGAAGAUGGCGAAGUGGCUGAUGGGGAGCACACGUCCUCCGUCAGUGAGGAGAAGGAGGUCGCUGAAGGCUUUGGGAAGCUCUACCCCAGCAUACAGGCAUCCCAAGAGCCGGGGGAGCGCAGCGACGACGAGGAGGAGCUCUCCUCAGACGUCAUCUCCCGGAAGGAGCUGGAGAAAGGGCGGCUGUCAAGAGACGAGAUGAAAAGGAUGUCUGUGUUUAAGAACUAUGAACCAGGUGAACCAACCUGCAGACUGUAUGUGAAGAAUAUUGCAAAGCAAGUGGAGGAGAAAGACCUGAAGUACAUAUACGGGAGAUAUAUCAACCCUUCGUCGGAGGCUGAGAGGAACAUGUUUGACGUUGUAUUAAUGAAGGAGGGGCGCAUGAAAGGCCAGGCCUUCGUUGGUCUCCCCAGUGAGCAGAGUGCAGAAAAAGCUCGGCGGGAAACCAAUGGAUACGUUCUGUCAGACAAACCCCUCGUUGUGCAAUUUGCCAGAUCUGCAAGACCAAAACAAGACGGCACAGACGGCAAGAAAGGUCCAAAGCAACGGUGAAGGCAACAGUCACGAUACCAAGACUUGAUAUUGUGGCCCAACAGAACCAUUUGUAUCCUUAUACUGACAUAUCCUUUGGAAAAUAGUUGGAGAGUUGGCAUUUAAAGCGGCCUGCAUGCUCGUCCACAUUUAAAUAAAUUGUACGUUAUGUUAAAUCCCAUUUUAGAUGUGACCUUUGUUUUACAUUGUCCGUUUCCUGUGUGAUUGAAUUUCAGGGUUUGGUCGUCGGAUGUCGUCAUUUUCUUCUGUUAAAUAAAUGUUUUUAUAAUUAAA